Molecule: messenger RNA, 2187 nt
Organism: Aspergillus clavatus NRRL 1
Lineage: Eukaryota; Fungi; Ascomycota; Eurotiomycetes; Eurotiales; Aspergillaceae
Exons: 1
Coding region: 1-2187 (728 amino acids)
Molecular function (GO): protein binding
Source: RefSeq, a predicted model, not a curated record
AUGGCUGUCCCGGAGCCCCCUGUGAAAUUGGAGGGCCACUGUUCCGUCAUUCAUAACAACACCCUGUACACCUACUCCGCCAAUGGAUUCGCAGCCAUCCCCCUUGAGCGCAAUGGCAAUGGAACCUGGCGGAAACUGCCCAUGGGAGAGCCGGUCUCCGACGCGGUAUGUGUGACGGGCACGAUGGAUGGGAAGGACGACCAACAUGCACUCUACGUGAUCGGAGGCUCGAGCAACGACGAGAACGCCCCAGGACUACAGCGAUAUGCCUUUGAAUCCCGUGAAUGGACGACCAUGCAAACGCAACACCAGAUGGAAAACCGCACGUCGCACACCGCCGUGUUCCUCAAAUCGCCCCCCGUUCUGUUGGUCUACGCGGGGAACCAAAGGGACCGCGAGAUGGCGUCCUCGGAUACCUUCACUAUCAACACCGCCCCUCCGUACAACAUCUCCUCCUAUAGCGCCAAGAUUCCCGCCAUAUCGCCCGUGCUACUUCCCUGGAGCGACAGCGAAGCGGCCCUCGUGGGCGGUCGGACCGCCGAGAAAGAAGUCCAUCUCUUCACGGCUGCGGGCGGCUGGGCUUCCUCCCAGGUUUCCCUCGCGCAGCCGGUGUCCGGGGAUGUCCGCUGUGCCAUUGUCAACGGAGACGAUGGAAGCAAAGCACUCGAGAUAUUCAACAUGAAAGUCUCGCCCAACACGGUCAGUAGCAUCGCACUGCUCAAUCGCGGCGGAAUCCCGGCGCCGCCCGGUACGCUGCUAGGAGAGUCGUCUUCGAGGAAAAGGAAGAGACGCGAAAUAUCUCUCGACAACUACCCAGCUUACGACGGUGCGCUCGCAUCAUCCACCACAAGGUCGGACUACUCUCUCGCGCAAGGGGACAACGGCCUGGUUGUCAUCUCCAGCGAUAGCGGAACCGACUCCCUGGCCAUUUUCAACCAGACGUCCAAUAGCUGGGUCAAUGCGACCAAGCUCUUCUACGGGGAUGACUCGCCGCAGCAGAUUCUCCCUUCCAUUGCGACAACACCGUCCGCGACGCCCUCCACAACCACAAGUGCCACGGCAAGUGCCAGCGCGAGCAGCGCGGCCAGUGGUGAAACCUCGGGUAACCGAGUCGGCACCAUCCUUGGCGCCACGCUGGGAAGUCUAGUCGGCGUCAUCUUAAUCUUGAUCUUAAUUCUCUUUUUCCUGCAUCGCACGAAACUGGGCCGCAAGCGGGCCGGUCCGGGGGCCGCCGGCCAUGGCGGCAGUCCCAACGACAAGGACCGCUUGAGUUUCCAGGACCAGGGCAUGGAACCCCUCACGCGAUCGGCGUACCCGAUGGCCAAGGACCCUGCCCCGUUGGCAGCCACCUCGGUGGACUCCCUCGCCAUCUUCUCCGGCAAGAUGGCUGAUGAGAAGUCGGGCCACGCGCCCAAGCCGACGCCACUGAAGCCCACCCCCCUGGUGGCCGUCCAGUCCACCGGUGAGCGGACACCUUCCAGCACCUACUCGUUUGGCGUGGACGGAAAGGCAGUCGAGGCGCAAGAUAUGGUCGGGAAUAAUGCACCUCGGGACCGAGCGGCAGAGGAAGGGUGGGGCAGAUACUUCCAGGACGACGGCACCACCAUUGCCGCCAACAGUCCAGUGUUCCCACCGCCCAUGGGAGCUCGAUCCAAAGCCGAAGACCGCACGAGUGCCUGGCCCGGUCCCCACACUCUUCCCCCGCUCAAUCUUGGCUUCCUGGAGGAACCAAAACCGCUGGGUCGUGUAGUCACCGGCAGCCCGACGACGGAGAAUGGGUCGCCCAGUGGGUCAAUGCUGCGGCGCGCCGAGUCGCAAUCUGCCCGCAUCUCGAGCGCCAGCUCCAUCAGUGCCACAUCUGAGCAUGACUACGGCCACCAUCAGGACCGUUCCUACGGCUUCGCCAACGACACCGACUCUGGCCGUCACGACGGAGUCUCGACCACCAGCGUGCCCCCUCCAGACCCGAGCUGGCGCGGCGCGGCGCAGCACAGCUGGAUCGGCCGUCCGCCGAGCAGUGCAUACAGCCGCAGCUUCUACGACCAUGGCGACCGCGGCGCCAGCACGAUCAACACGCGCGGCUCCAGCGUCCUGAUCCCAGAUCCGCUCGCGCCCAUGCCGCCGACGAACCAACGCAAGAAUCUGAAUUCGGAUCUGAGCUGGCUGAACCUGAACGCAGACAAAUAG